Entelurus aequoreus (snake pipefish) is the source of this 1884-nucleotide messenger RNA. RefSeq names its product kelch-like protein 10. NCBI's taxonomy places the organism in Eukaryota, Metazoa, Chordata, Actinopteri, Syngnathiformes, Syngnathidae. The transcript is spliced from 5 exons. Gene Ontology annotation, molecular function: protein binding. Bases 31 to 1818 code for a protein of 595 amino acids. The record is from RefSeq and is a predicted model, not a curated record.
AAAGUGUUAAGAAAUGGCAACAAAUUCAAGAUGAGUUACGAUGGUCAGUUUUCAUACAAGUCUGGCUUUGUGUACAAUGAACUACGCCUAUCAGGAGAACUCACCGAUGCAGUCGUCAUAGUGGAAGAAGUUGAAUUUCCCAUCCAUAAGAUUAUCCUUUACAAUUGCAGCCCAUACUUUGGAGCCCUCUUUCUGCGGUGGUCAACCCCGGAGCAGAGGGUCUAUGUCAUUCAUGGCCUGAGCGCUCACUUAAUGCAGUUUUUCAUUGAUUUUGCAUACACCGGCUCUGUGUCAGUGACCGAGGACAACGUACAGGACUUGUUGAUAGCCGCUGAUAAGUUCAGUGUGAGUGGCAUUGUUCAAACCUGCUGCACGUUCCUAACAGAGCAGCUCUGCCCGGAGAACUGCGUUGGCAUCUGGCAGUUCACCAAGAACUGUUACGCCCCGGAGCUGCAGCUCCAGGCCUUUGAAUAUAUGCUUUAUUGCUUUGAGGAGGUAGCGAACACUGAUGAGCUGCAGCAACUCUCUUUGCAGGACUUCUGCGACAUCCUCGACAGAGACGACCUGAUUGUGAAAAAGGAAAACACCAUUUAUGAGGCCAUCCUCCACUGGAUUGCACACGCUCCAGGAGAGCGUAGCGGAAGCAUUGCAGUGCUCCUGGAGAAAGUGCGUCUAGCUCUGACGAGUCAAGAGUUCAUCGCCAUCAACGUAUUGACCAAUCACCUGGUGCUCAACUGCGGCAAAUGCCUGGAAAUGGUCACGUUUGCUACCCGCGUGAUUAACCACAUGACAGCAAAUUGCGUGUCAGGAUAUUGCAACAUCAUCGCCCGUCCUCGCCUCCCCUCUACCAUCCUGAUGGCGAUCGGUGGUAGGAAUGGGCGUAAUCCAGCACACCGCAUUGAAGCCUAUGAUGUGCACGCCAACUGUUGGGGCUACCUGGUCGACAGUAUGGAUCAGCCCCGUUCUUACUGCGGCGCCGCCUUUCUUAAUGACUGCAUCUACUGUCUGGGUGGCUUUGAUGGUGCGGAACAUUACAACACCGUCAGCCGCUUUGACCUGAACACACGCACCUGGCAGGAAGUGGCACCCAUGCACCAUCGCCGCUGCUACUUGAGUGUAACUGUGCUAGACGGUUGCAUCUACGCAAUUGGAGGUCAUGACGGACGAGUACGACUAAAGACUGCAGAGUACUACUCACCUGAAACCAACCAGUGGACUCUUAUUGCUAGUAUGAACGAACUGAGGAGUGACGCCAGUUGCACGGCCCUCAAGAACAAGGUUUACAUUUGCGGUGGUUUUAAUGGAAAUGAGUUCUUGCAAACAGCAGAAUAUUACAGCCCAGAAACCAAUGAGUGGACAAUGAUAACGCCAAUGAGCAGCCGUCGCAGUGGCAUUGGAGUCGUCGGGUUUGCUGAUCACAUUUAUGCAGUUGGAGGUUAUGAUGGCGACAUACGUCUGGCCAGCGCAGAGGCUUAUAACCCCCAGACUAACAACUGGAUAAUAUUACCACCCAUGGAGUGCCCACGAAGCAACUUUGGCAUUGAAGUAGUUGAGGAUCGCCUUAUUGUUGCUGGGGGUUACAAUGGCGUCUCCCCAACCAAGCUUGUAGAGUACUAUGACCUAACAACUGGUCUUUGGUCUCCAGCCAGCGACAUGGGGGUCUCCAGAAGUGGCUUGACAUGCUGUGUGAUGUCUGGACUUGGCAACAUAACACAAUAUGCUAUGCUUCGAAACGAUCUACCUUUGCUACUAUUGGAAGACAAUACGCAGGAUACGUCGGAUUGGUCCAACCACGCUAUAAACUCUGAAAUUGACUGAAAAGCAUCUGCACCAAUGCAUAAAAAGAAGAGUGAAGAAUGGAAAACUUUCACAAAACUGUAUUUU